AUGCUGCUUGAGUACAUCAGUGAGACAUUUCAGAUGGAUAGGUUGCAAUCUUUAGCCAUGAUCAACACUCCGAGUCUCCACACUGUUAAGAGUUUUGACUUGAGAGUCUUGCCGAUUUUAACACACAUGACUAUUGACAACCUUGAGAACGUGGAGAGCUUGAGAAUUGCGGACACCUCGUUAGUAAGUUUUACUGAGGUGAAUACCUCAAACAUGACCAGUUUUGACAUCAAUAACAAUCGUUACAUGGAAACAGUAAGUGCAGAUGUUGAGUUGGUUACCAGUCACUUCCAUAUCGCAGGUAAUGGAAGAAAUAUUAGAGUUGAUGUCAAAAAUUUGAAGACAGCAAAUAAUGUGACGGUUUCCAAUGUUGAAAGCCUCAACCUAGACAGCUUGGAAGAGGUACAAGGGUCGGUGAGUAUUUUGGAAAACAAUUUCUCAGUUUUGUCACUUCCACAACUUCAGAAAGUAGGCGGAUCAAUGCGUUUGGCAGAUAACCGUGCCUUGGCUAGGGUGCAGAUUGGCGCUCUCAAAGAUAUUGAUGGCGGACUUCUGAUUGUGAACAACACUCUCUUGAAUGACAUCAGUUUUCUACCAAAGCUUACAGUCAUUGGGGGUGGGCUUGACGUCGAGGGCAAUAUUGUCACUACUCUGUGGCCUAGCUUGAAGUUUAUCAAGGGGGCAGCCAAAAUCACCACAACAAAUGUAGACUUUGAUUGCAAUCAAUGGUUGCACAGCGAAGUCAGCGAAGCCAUGAGAGGUGGCGACAUUCAAUGUCGGGCGACAGGAAAGCCCGUUGUCACCAGGGGAGCUAGUGGCAAGAAUUCGAGUACCUCGAGAGAUGAAAGCGAUGAAGCAACAUCAGCAGCGUCUAGAACUAGCUUCACUCGUAGCACGUUAAUUGGAAGCUUGACCGUGGUGCUCCUCGCUUUAACAGGAAAUAUUAGUUUGUUUUAUCCGAGAUCACUCGGUGUAUAG
Australozyma saopauloensis is the source of this 978-nucleotide messenger RNA. RefSeq lists its product as uncharacterized. The transcript has a single exon. Bases 1 to 978 code for a protein of 325 amino acids. Gene Ontology annotation, cellular component: fungal-type cell wall; plasma membrane. Gene Ontology annotation, biological process: fungal-type cell wall organization. NCBI's taxonomy places the organism in Eukaryota, Fungi, Ascomycota, Pichiomycetes, Serinales, Metschnikowiaceae. The record is from RefSeq and is a predicted model, not a curated record.